Molecule: messenger RNA, 2077 nt
Organism: Notothenia coriiceps (black rockcod)
Lineage: Eukaryota; Metazoa; Chordata; Actinopteri; Perciformes; Nototheniidae
Product: unconventional myosin-IXb-like
Exons: 11
Coding region: 437-2077 (546 amino acids)
Biological process (GO): intracellular signal transduction; actin filament-based movement; lamellipodium morphogenesis
Cellular component (GO): ruffle; myosin complex; actin filament
Molecular function (GO): ATP hydrolysis activity; microfilament motor activity; actin filament binding
Source: RefSeq, a predicted model, not a curated record
GUCUACCUCGUCGGCGGGUGUGUCAGUGUGUGUGUGCGUGUGAGUGAGUGUGUGUGUGUGAGUGUGUGUUUGGAUAAACCUAGGAAGUAAAGUUUUCGGGUAGGACGACGCCGAGACGUGAACCCUGCAUUUCUUUAAGAAGCUGUGAUUUAAAACUAAAACGUCGCCGAACUGCUGGGAAAUUACUUGUUAACCAUUUAAAACGGUGAAUAUGCAAUUCAUUCGCUUACCUUUUUUUCUAGAAACUCAGGUGAAGAAACAUAUUUUUCCCUGAAGUUGUGCGACCGGAUUUCGGAAACGCCAAAGACCUUCCUCUUCCUCCCGUUUUCAGGAAUAUUUCGGCAUUAGAAAAGGAAAUGAGUGGGUUUUUCUGUAAAGUGGAUGCUGGCCGAGAGUUGGGAGAGUGAGUUAUGCUGAGGCCUGUCUGUACAUCAGGAUGAGCUAUACAGAUGGAUCCGGGCGCCCUGAACAUAAUGGAGAGGCCCGAGUUGUGCAGAUCUACCCCAGGCUGCCCCGGGACACUUCCACCUACUGUCCCCUGCAGGUCAGCGGAGGGGACACGGCCAGGGCGGUCAUCCACAAUGCAGUGAUCACUCUGGGCCUGGACGCCAGCCAGAGGUACAGCCUGCUGGAGGUGAGGAAGAGCGGCGGGGAGGAGAGGCUGCUGGAGGCCGGGGACCACCCUCUGGAGAGAGUCCUGCUGUGGCCCCGCAAGGCUCAGAGGUGGCACCCUCAGAGUGAAGGGCACUACUUCAUCCUGCAGAAAGACAACAGUGCAGGCAACCAACUACAAAGCGACAGAGGCGGCUACGAUGACCUCUGCAACCUCCAAACUGUGACUGAGGAGAGCAUCCUGAAGGCUUUACAUAAUCGCUUCUACAGGCUCAACAUCUACACCUAUGCCAGCAACAUCCUCAUCGCCAUCAACCCCAACAAGUUCCUGCCUCUUUACUACAACCCAAAGUUUGUGAAGAAGUACGAAAACCAGCCACUGGGCAAACUGAGCCCUCAUAUAUUUGCAAUAGCAGACGUGGCUUUCCGUGCGAUGCUGACCAGGCAGAAGAACCAGUGCAUCGUGCUGUCUGGAGAGAGUGGCUCCGGGAAGACUGAGAGCAGCAGUUAUCUCAUCCACUGCCUCACCGCGCUCAGCCAGAACUCCAGCGGACUCGAACGCACCGUCCUUGGGGCCGGCCCGGUGCUCGAGGCCUUUGGCAAUGCUAAGACAGCAGAGAAUAACAACUCCAGUCGCUUUGGGAAGUUCAUCCAGCUCAACUAUCUGGAGAGCGGUGUCAUCAGAGGGGCAGUUAUCGAGAAGUACCUUCUAGAAAAGUGCCGUCUGGUGUCCAGAGAUCAAAGAGAGAGGAACUACCACGUGUUUUAUUACCUGCUGGUGGGCGCGUCGAAAGAAGAGAAAGAGGAGUUUCGUCUGUUAGAGCCGCAGGAUUAUCUCUACCUCAAGCAGGAUGAUCUCCAUUUGGAUGAUAAGGAGAAACUUAGGCAAGAGUACAAGAGGCUCCAUCAGGCUAUGGAGAUGGUUGGCUUCCUGAGCUCCACCAAGAAACAUAUUUUUUCCAUCCUCUCUGCCAUCCUGCACCUGGGAAAUGUGACGUAUUCGCAGUCAGAGGACGCAGAAGUCCUGGAGGUCGGACCGGCAGACGUUUUGUCCACACUGUCCGACCUGCUCAAAGUGAAAAAGGAGCUUCUGGUGAAGACUUUGACCAAGAAGAGAGAAGUGACGGCCACGGAGAGCGUAGAUUCACCGUACACACUCCAAGAGGCCUACAAAGUGCGGGACUCCAUGGCGAAGUCUUUAUACGGCGCUCUGUUUGACUGGAUCGUCCUCCACAUCAACCACGCAAUGCUCAACCGACGAGACAUGGAGGAGUCCGUCUCUUGUUUGUCGAUCGGUGUCCUGGAUAUGUUUGGAUUUGAGAACCUCAAGACAAACAGCUUUGAGCAACUGUGCAUCAACUACACUAAUGAGAGACUGCAGUGUUACAUCAACCAGCACAUCUUCACGCUCAAGCAGGUAUGUGUUAUUUUAUUCUUUCAAGAUAUUCAAGAGUGUUGGCAUUAA